CAUUUCCUGAUCAAGGGAUAUAAAUCUUCCUUGCUCGAUAUAUCCUUUGAAUAAAUAUGGUAGCCCUUGUACUCAUUCUACUAACUGGUCUUGUUCAAGUUAUCAAUUCAUCAGCCUUUAAUGCGUGUUCAAAUUGUGGUAACACUGCGGUUCCAUAUCCCCUCAGCACUAAUGAGGAUUGUGGUGACAAAAGGUACAAAGUUUACUGCAAUAAUGGCAGGUUAGAGUUCUUGUCAGCCACAGGAACUUACUACAAGAUCCUUAGAAUUGACCCAAGUGCUAACAAGCUUGUCAUUACCCCACCCCUCAUACAGAAACACACUUGUUAUUCUUCUGAUCUCAAAAUGGGAGGAUUUGUGCUUGAUGAAAGCUUACCCUUCAAUAUAUCUACACACAACACUGUCAUGUUGUUUAAUUGCUCUGAUAAUAUCCUCUUGUCUCCUCUGAACUGUUCUUCAAACAGCAUCUGUAGGCAGUUUGAAGAAAAGGUGGAGGAGGGAAGUGGGUGUGUGGAUACCCUUUGUUGCCAUUUCUUGAAAGACUCUGCCAUGAAUUCCCAUAAGAUCAGAGUCAGGGUUGGGACCUGCACUGCCUAUACUUGUUUGGUGGAUUUCAAGUCUAGUGAUCCUCUUGAUUCUUGGAAAUAUGGGAUUGAGCUGCAAUGGCUCCCUCCGACCUGACAAAGUUGCAUGUUCAUGGUGUCAUAAUAUCGUGAGUUUGUUGAGCUUUCCCUUUCAAGAAGUGUAGGUCACAGAUAAUGUAUGCUCUUGUUUGUAGAUCACCUAUAAGUUUGUGUUAAGCUCUCCUGUUAUUUUCCAAGUUUAAGUUUUGGUUUGGUUUUCUGUCCCAAGAUUGCUUGUUUGCUUUGUUCUUGUCUAAAUAAGGAUAGCUUUUCUACUAUUUCGUGUUCUUUUCCAUGCAUAUAAUAAACUGUUCAUUAGAUGUGUUUCUUGAUA
This is a messenger RNA of Lotus japonicus, 956 nucleotides long. RefSeq names its product wall-associated receptor kinase-like 15. The transcript has a single exon. Gene Ontology annotation, molecular function: polysaccharide binding. NCBI's taxonomy places the organism in Eukaryota, Viridiplantae, Streptophyta, Magnoliopsida, Fabales, Fabaceae. Bases 57 to 680 code for a protein of 207 amino acids. The record is from RefSeq and is a predicted model, not a curated record.